UAAACGUGUUGUUUUGCCUCAUCCGCUAGUCAUUUUAGCAUCAAAGGGGAUAAGAAGCUAAGCUCCUGAUAAUCAGAACUGUAUUUGGAUAUGAAUAUAGCUUAAUUUUUUGUUGUUGUUGUUUCAGUCGUUCAAGUGACAAACUCGAAGACCCAACCGAAGAUGCAGUUCAUGCUGCUGUUCAGCCGGCAGGGAAAGCUGCGAUUACAAAAAUGGUAUGUUCCUCUCUCUGACAAGGAGAGGAAGAAGAUUUCCAGAGAUCUGGUUCAAACCAUCCUGGCUCGGAAGCCUAAGAUGUGCAGCUUCUUGGAGUGGAGGGACCUCAAGAUUGUCUACAAAAGAUAUGCCAGCCUCUACUUCUGCUGCGCAGUAGAGGAUCAAGAUAAUGAGCUGAUCACUCUGGAGAUUAUCCAUCGAUAUGUGGAGCUGCUGGACAAAUAUUUUGGCAGCGUCUGUGAGCUGGAUAUUAUCUUCAACUUUGAGAAGGCCUACUUUAUCCUGGAUGAGUUCUUGCUGGGUGGAGAAGCCCAAGAAACGUCCAAGAAAAAUGUCCUGAAGGCCAUUGAGCAGGCUGACCUGCUGCAGGAGGAGGCUGAGGCACCACGGAGCGUCUUAGAGGAAAUUGGUCUGACAUAGAUCCUGCUGCCUCUUCUUUCUCACAGAUGCAGAUCUGGCCAACUUUUUGUCUCUAUUGUCUCUUUUCCUGUUCGUGUCAGUGUUACGUGUAUUUAAUCACCAUAAAAGUACUGUAUUAUUAUUAUUAUGUACUUUGCUAUCCUGUAAUGUCUUUUCAGUGUGGUGCCAGCUGUGGCUUUAAUGUGUCUUCUGUGUACAAAAUCCCUCACUGUAUUCAGCAGUAUUUUGUGUGCAUCACUCCCACAACUUUCUGCACUCUGCAGAGAACAAUGUAGCACCAACAUGACCACUCUAAUAUUUUAUUCAGAAUCGUCAGAAGUUGUAGAGUUGGACGUAGUAUUUUGCUCAAAGUGCUGUCAGUGCCUCUCGUGUGUUACCAUUACCUCUAAAGUUAUUGCAACUUUUAGCUGUUCUCGAGGGAUCCUCACAUUGGUGCAUACUUACUUGUAGCUCUUUUUGCUACAACAAAAACAUGUAAUUUAUUUAGUUUUUAAAUUUAAAACAAAAUUAGAUAUAGCACUGGCAUUAAAAUUUGACUGAUUUAUAUAAAAAGCAAAAACAGGCAUCUUUGAUUGGAGAAAAUACCAACGACACAAAACUGGAUUCACCAGCUUCGGCUAAUGCUGUUGAGAGAAUUGCUGACACUGUUACAAUCAUCUUCAUACAUGGGUAGACAUAACCCAAAGAUGAAGUGAUAUUAAUAAACCCAUACCCAUCUUCA
This is a messenger RNA of Melanotaenia boesemani (Boeseman's rainbowfish), 1357 nucleotides long. Its product is annotated as AP-1 complex subunit sigma-2-like. Gene Ontology annotation, biological process: intracellular protein transport; vesicle-mediated transport. Gene Ontology annotation, cellular component: AP-1 adaptor complex; membrane coat; intracellular membrane-bounded organelle. The transcript is spliced from 5 exons. Lineage: Eukaryota; Metazoa; Chordata; Actinopteri; Atheriniformes; Melanotaeniidae. Bases 163 to 636 code for a protein of 157 amino acids. The record is from RefSeq and is a predicted model, not a curated record. Gene Ontology annotation, molecular function: clathrin-cargo adaptor activity.